GGCUCUCUGCGCAGAGGAUCCACACAUGUUCCGCAUAGUUAGCACUCGGAGUGAAGCAUAAAAACUCUCACUAUUAUAGAGAAUUCAGUAUUAAACAUUAAAAGCAGCCGCACUUUAAAGUGCCUAACUUCACUAGAGCGUUUCUUUAGCACGGGUUCUAACAGGAACCUGGCUUUUACCCUAUGAGCUGCCAUGAACAUGGAGAGACAGAAGCGCAAGGAGGAGAUACAGAGGGCCCUGGCCUUCAUUCAAUCAUCACUGCCUUUCCCUGACCCGGAUGGCUAUGAGGGCUUCUUGAUGCAGCUGGUGUGCAACCUAUUGGACGAGGGCAACGCAGCGUUUCGUGAGGGGGAGUGGACGCUGGCCCGCGGCCACUUCAGUGAGGGCAUUAGCGUAGCACGCUACGCCCAGGCUGAGGGUCUGAAGGUUCCUGUGGCAUUACUGGAGAGUCUUUAUGUGAACAGAGCCGCAGCACUUCAUAACAUGGGUGAGUUUGAGUUGGGCGUGAGGGACUGUGACGGUGCGCUGAGUGUGUCUAAGGACAGUGGUAGGGCGUUAUACAGAAAAGCAGUCUGUCUGAAGGAGCUGGGCAAAUAUAAGGAGGCUUACGAGUGCAGCACCACCUGCUUGCUCACUUCACCACAGGAUAAGAAAGUGAGUGAACUUGCUCAGGAGCUGGCCAACAAACUGGACUUGAAAACCCGCAAAGCCUACGUCGGCCUGCAGCCUGUUGCUGAUGGCAGUGGGGACAGUCUACCUCCUCUAGAGCAGAUGCCUAAUGGGCUGGACAGCUUGUGUGAUGUCGCAGUUGGCCUGCCUGAGUGUGUAUCCCCUGUCCUACCUGCUCCGGUUCCUGUGAGUGAUGCCUCUGAGGAUCCCCUGGUGUCCAGGGCAGCUGUGCUGGACCCCCUGGAUGUGUCUCUUUCAGUUCCUGUUUCAGAACCACUAGGAGACUGUGAGCUGAUGGGAGAUGAGCUGGAUACUCUGCUGGACUCAUGCGUUUCCAAGCAGGAGGAGCUUCCACAGACUUCCUCUAAAGGCAGCGUAGUUCCCACUCACGUUCCUGCAGGUGGUGUGAUGGGUUUGGGUCCGUCCUUCCCUCCUCUCCUCCCUGCGCCCUCUCCCCAUCUUCCUCCUGCAUUUUUUCCGUCUGCUGUAAAUCAGCUGAACACUCUCGACACUUUCUCUGAGCCAAACCGUGACCCUGCCCCUCCCAGCAGGCCACUUGAUGCACUGGACUCGUUUUCCCCAUUGGAGGCCCCCCAGCAGGGCUCUGUGGCUCAGCGGUCCCCUCUAGUGGUGGGAGGAGAGGGGCUGGACUCGCUCUCUGAAUUCACCCUGCCAGGUGGUAAAGUCUCUCACAGUUUUUUUCCUCCAGUAAAGAUUAAAAGCUCAACAGAUUGCAUCAACUCUACACAGAAUGGCCGGGUGGCAUCCACUCUGUCUCAGCUGUCCAAAAAUCCUCUUGAACACACACAUGACUUUGCCCAAGCUUGUUCUGCCUGUUUUACACGAAUAGGUCCAGGAGUCCUGGAUUGCGAGUACAAGGUUGAUUUGGGUCAUUGCUGUAAGAAAGACAUUCUGCUGUGCAGAAGAAAAGGAGCGAAUCCCUGGAGACGGGUUCGACCACGCCCAACUCGAAAUAACUUCUUGGGUUCCUAUGUGCUGUGCAAAGAGGUUCUAGAACGCCAGGACUGUAAAUAUGGUGAAGCCUGCACAUUCGCCUACUGUCAGGAAGAGAUUGAUGUGUGGACACAGGAGAGACGGGGCUUACUGACCAGAGAGCUGCUCUUUAACCCACUCUCCACCAAUCAGAGGCAGGCACUUAGUGUCCUCAGACUGCUCAAUUCACACAAGGGCAUGUUCAUGUUCCUCUGUGAGGAGUGUUUUGACUGUAAGCCGAAGAUCAUCAGUAAGCGCUAUAAGGAGAGUCCGACCUUAUGCUCCAAUGUGGUCUCGCACCAUCAGUUUGACAAAAACAAGUGUCUGGUUCAUGUGGUGAAGAGCAGCAGUAACUGUUACAAUAAGAUCAGGCCACUGAACUAUCAUUGUCAGUUUGAUGUUUGUCCUCAGCGUCACUCCUGCCCACUUGAGAACAGCUGCUCUUUGGCGCACUCCAUCAUUGAGUUGGAGUGCUGGAUACUGCAGAAAGACAGAGGCACCACUCAUGAGGAAAUCGUGCAGGAGUCUAAGAAGUAUUGGCACAAACAGAGACCAGGGAACCUGCUCUCUUCUCAAACCGAUGGCGCUGUAGCCAAAGGCGAGGGAGCGGGUAAAGGGGCGGAGAUGAACGGAAAACUGGGAGGUGUUCAGUCCAGCGGAACCGUUGCCGCUGGAGCAGGAAACGUGUUAGCGGUAAAGGACCUGCGGCUAAUGAUGAAGUUUGUCUGUGGUCAGUGCUGGAAGGAUGGGCUAAUGAGCGAACCGGACAAAACACAGAAAUACUGCAGUGCUAAAGCAAGACACAGCUGGACUAAAGAACGGAAGGUGCUUUUGGUGAAGUCACAGGACAGGGAAAAGUGGGUGGCCAUACGACCUUUGCCCUUUGCAAAGACCUACCCCCAGCAGUACGAUAUUUGUGUGCAUGUGUUGAAGCAGAAAAGGUGCCACUACAUUGGGAACUGUUCUUUUGCACACAGCCAUGAAGAGAGGGAGCUGUGGACCUACAUGAAGAAUACAGGCUUGCGGGACUUGCAGCAGGUCUAUGACGUUUGGCUGUCAACAGCCAAUCCGAACAAGCGAAUUGAGGGUGCUCCACUGUCUCAGUCAGUAGAGGAGAAACAGAUCACCAUGCCUACAGACUUCGCUGAACCUAUAGAUGUGUUCCACUGCCGGCUCUGUGGUAAACACAGUAACAGCGAGCGCCAGUGGCAGCAGCACAUCUCCUCCGAGCGUCACAAAGACCGCGUGUUGAGUGGAGCAGGGGAGGAGGAGAGCCUCACCUGGAUACACCGCUUCCCCGGCCACUGCUUCGCUCUCUGUCCCAGGUUGCAGACCGGCUGUGAUGAAGGUGUGAGCUGUGACUUUGCCCACAGUGAAGAGGAGCUUCAAGAGUGGCGGGACAGGCGGGACUUCCUGCGAAGGAGGUUGGACAAAGCUCGAGCCGACAUGCUGAUCACUCCGAGUGACAAUGACUUCGGGAAGUACAACUUCCUCCUGCAAGAUUGAACAAAUGCAUUCACAUGCAAUCACACACACAUGCAAUUUCUUUUGAACCACACACUGACCCUUCCCUUGCUUCGAAUUGCCGUGCAUGUAUUAUCACACGCAUUUAUUCACUAUUUGACACAUGCUUAUGAUUGUUUAAUUUUUUGUUCUUUUAGAUAUAUACUUAUAUUUUUGCACAUUUUUCCUUCCAGCAUAGUCAUAGCGAGUUCCCAUAGCAGUCCAGUGCGUCAAACGUUAGCCCUAUGUCUGCACUUUUUUGAGAGUUUUUGUUGCUGCUCAUUCUUGAGCACCUAAACACACUUGUAAGAGAACUCUACACACUGUACUUUUGUGCGUUUGCAGACAACUGGAGUGACACAUAGUGUCAGGAGUGACGUCUACGUGUGUGAUCAAAGGCUUCCAGUUGUUAACUAAUUCGAACCUGAGUCUUGGUGGCACUUAGGGAUCUGUGUGGGUACUUGAGUACUCAGUUAACCAUUUGAGAUGCCGUUAUUUUCAAAUACUGAAAUCACUAUUCAGAUACAGAACUGUAAAACAUUAGUUUUGCUCAAAUUUGCCGUUAUGUUAUACUUUGCUACUUAGAAAUGUGAGCCUUAAUAUGGCUGUGUUUCUAAGGACGUGUUGUUAAGAAUGUGACCAAGAAGGCAGAGCUCUUGUUGCUCUUAUUGCUAAACAGGCUAGGCUGACAAAUGUUUAAAAUAUACUUCUCUGAAAA
Colossoma macropomum (tambaqui) is the source of this 3883-nucleotide messenger RNA. It is a transcript of the gene zc3h7ba, whose product is annotated as zinc finger CCCH-type containing 7Ba. Lineage: Eukaryota; Metazoa; Chordata; Actinopteri; Characiformes; Serrasalmidae. The coding region runs from base 193 to 3168 and encodes 991 amino acids. The transcript has 23 exons. Gene Ontology annotation, molecular function: protein binding; miRNA binding; metal ion binding. The record is from RefSeq and is a predicted model, not a curated record. Gene Ontology annotation, biological process: miRNA processing.